AUGGCAGAAAACAAGCUUGAGCAGCGGUUUGAGAACGAUUAUUUCACGAUGGGCGAUGUCAACCCGUAUGAAGUUCUGACCACUAAUAUGAAUUCCAUUGGAGAUUUUGAAGAGCAUACAUGCAGAAAACCAAAACGGACGAAUACUUCGAAGAUUUGUGUUAAAUCACUUGUCAUCUUCGUCGUCCUUGUUUUAGUCAUCGGCUGUACAACGAUGACUGUUUUAUAUCUUCAGGAAAGAAAUAAAAGUCGAGAUGAAAAUGACGACGCCCACAAGAUCGGUCGUAAUGCAAAUACUCAUGGUCAGGACCAGAAAACUGUGGUUUGCCCUAAUGAACCCUUUAAAGGAAUGAAUUAUACUACAGCAGGAAAAACAGGGGAAACUAAUGGUCAGAAUCAAAAAACAGUGGUUUGCCCUAAUGACCCCUUUAAAGGAAUGAAUUAUACUACAGCAGGAAAAACAGGUAUCGACUAUCUGUUUACUUUACCUACUGCUGAAUGA
Molecule: messenger RNA, 501 nt
Organism: Saccostrea cuccullata (small rock oyster)
Lineage: Eukaryota; Metazoa; Mollusca; Bivalvia; Ostreida; Ostreidae
Exons: 6
Coding region: 1-501 (166 amino acids)
Source: RefSeq, a predicted model, not a curated record